Molecule: messenger RNA, 2128 nt
Organism: Dufourea novaeangliae
Lineage: Eukaryota; Metazoa; Arthropoda; Insecta; Hymenoptera; Halictidae
Product: zinc finger protein with KRAB and SCAN domains 5-like
Exons: 4
Coding region: 22-1563 (513 amino acids)
Cellular component (GO): nucleus
Source: RefSeq, a predicted model, not a curated record
CUAGAGGUUAUAAACGAUCGCAUGUUUGAAUCCUGGAGACGCGUACCUUUCCGCGGUGAAAUGGAUUUCUCCGGGAGCAACGUUGUCCAGGGGGUCCUUCCUCAGUUUUCGGAGCUAACGUCUCAACCGAAUCCCGGUUCAACGUUGAAAUUCACCAGCGGUGAUACUGUUCACGGGGAACAAACCGCUGUUUACACUACCGCCGCCGGAUCGCAUCAACCGAAACAGACUUUAUUGGUGAAUUCGACUAACAAGUACACAGGACCAAUACUUGCUUGGCCAGAUCCCAAUACUCUCAUGCAACUCUGUGAGAAGCAGGGUAUUCAGGCUAUUAACAUUCCUAAUUAUAAUCAAAACAACCCAAUAUUAGGAGUUCAGCCUAAUACUUUACCUGUAAGGAUCAUACCUAAUGUGUACUUGCCUUCUACCUCUCAACCAGAGAAUGUUAAAAUAGAUACAAGGAAUGAAAUUGAAGCUAAGACAUCUGCCAUGCAAGAUUCUCAAGUCCAGGUCCAGCAACAAAGUGCCAUGGCAGAAUAUUUUCAGAAGUUACAAGCUACCACUCUUCCGCUGACAUUGCAACAGUUAAUUAAGUUGCAAACAGAACAAGUAAAGAAAGACAAGACUGAAGAAGAGAAAGUGGAACACACGCAGAACAAUAUUCUUAACAUUCCUAGUGUUCCAGUGUUUAGGAACGCUCAGUUACAGAAUGGAACCACUUUUAUGAACCCUGAGCAUAUGAUGGUAUCCAUUAAUCCAAAUGAUUUAAAUGUGCAUGUCGAGAACCAGCAAGAAAAUGGAAACAUGGUGCAUAGUGUGAAAGUAGAGCAGCAAAUACAGACGGAUUCUCCUAAAACUGAAAGAAAAAUGAAAUUUAGAGCUAAGACUGGAGAAAUUAAAAUCAGUGUUGGUCUAGAUGGUUCAACGCUCUAUUGCUGUCCUGAGUGUAAUUUAGCAUUUUCAGACAAGGCAGAAAUAGAGCAGCACAUUCAAGCUCAUAUACAGGAACGAAAAUAUCAAUGCAAAGAAUGCGGUGCUAUGUUAAAAAGGAAAGAGCACCUUGAUCAGCAUAUGCGUGGCCAUUCGGAUGAAAGACCGUUCAAAUGUCCUGUGUGCCAAAAAGCAUUCAAAAGGAAUGAGCAUUUAACCAGGCAUUAUGUUAUUCACUCUGGUGAUAAGAAUUUUGCUUGUUCGGUAUGCCAAAAGGCAUUUUCUAGAAAGGAUCACUUGAACAAACAUACUCAAACACAUUUAGGAAUCAGGAGGAAUAGAACAAAGAAAGAUACUUUCUAUGUAGAUCAGAAGGAAUCCUUUGAAAAGACUCCUGAAAUCAGUGUAAUGCCCAAACAGGAAGUGAACUUUUUCCUGAAGGAUGGGUUCAUAAAGCAAGAACCCAACCAAUUUCUUCAGUACAUUCAGAAUCUCCAGAAAGAUCAAAAUUUAAUACAUACGUUUUCCUCAUUUAAAGAGCAAGCAAUGAAAGAAGCAAAUGUUUUGCAACAGCAGGCUGUCAACAUGAACGAGAUUCUGCCUCAAAAUACAAGGUACUUAAUGCCAUCUUAGUCGUAAGUCGAUAAUCUGAUGUAAGUCCAAAGCAAUAAAGGCUGUUUACGAAGUGUGUUGAGGUUAGCACAAAUAGAAAAUUCGUUAGACACAUUAGGAAUUGAAGAAUAUUCUAGGACUUGAAAAGAAAAUGAUUGGGGCAGCACUAAAUGUUUGAGGUGCAAUUAAAAUAAAUUUUUCAUCGGCGUCGAACGAUGUAAAUUUCAACGAAAAUUGAUGGCGGUCAUAUCACUGAGCGCCAUUUGCAUUCUAAAUAAAGACUUUUAGCUAUUUUUCCGUCUGUAAAGAAAAUUAAUGCCAUGAAAUUUUGUAAUACACUUAAUAAUUAGUAUUCCGUGAACACAACCUAAAAAUUUGUAUUCUUAGCGGUUGCACUCUGAAGCGAGGGCUAUGCACUAAGUUUUAUUAUUUGCAUGAAGAUAAUACUUAAUUUUUUAAGUUUAUGUCAGUCUGAUUUGGUACUUGUACAAAAGGGAGAGGGAUAAUUUUGUAUAAAUGCACACCGUUUGUCUAAUUUAAACUAGCUUUGAAGAAUAUAGUUUCUUUACUGAUUCUAGUCUACGAU